CUACGCCCUCGACCAGCUGUUCAGCUUUUUGUUGACGUUGUAGUUGAAACCGCAGCGUCUUUAACCACCUUUUAGGUUUAGCAUUAGUUACUAAGGAGAUCGAUCGCUAUGUCGGCGGUGGCCUACGACUCCCUGCUGUCCACGACGGCGGUGAUCAGCACCGUCUUCCAGUUCCUCUCCGGCGCCAUGAUAUGUCGAAAGUACAUCCAGAAGAAAAGCACGGGCGACUCUUCCGGAGUUCCCUUCAUAUGCGGAUUCUUAUCGUGCAGCUUUUGGCUGCGCUACGGUGUCUUAACCAACGAGCAGAGCAUUGUGCUGGUCAACAUCAUAGGAUCGACGCUCUUUCUGGUCUACACGCUGAUCUACUAUGUGUUUACCGUCAACAAACGUGCCUGUGUAAAGCAAUUUGGAUUCGUUCUGACCGUUCUGGUGGUGGUCAUUCUCUACACCAAUCGACUGGAAGAUCAGCGCGAUCGAAUGAUACACGUCACAGGAAUUGUGUGCUGCAUCGUGACCGUGUGUUUCUUCGCCGCCCCGCUGGCUAGUUUGCUGCAUGUGAUACGGGCGAAGAACUCCGAGAGCCUUCCCCUGCCCCUGAUAGCCACGUCCUUCGUGGUCAGCCUGCAGUGGCUAAUCUACGGCAUACUGAUAUCGGACUCAUUUAUCCAGAUUCCCAACUUUCUGGGCUGCAUACUGUCGCUGCUGCAGUUGGGUCUGUUUGUCCUCUACCCGCCGCGAAGCUACUCCGGCCACGGCUACAAGCUGGUCGAACAGGCUGUGCCGUUUUAGGCAGCUAAUCGGACAGAGCCACGCAUUUUGCUUUGGCCUCCGAGCAUGCCGCAUACAGGGUUUAUACGUGUUGCUUGCUUAGGCGCCAGGCUUAUUUACUAUAGACAUACGUAAAAGUAAGCCUAUAUUUAUUGUAAAGUAUUUAUUAAAUCCCGAGGAUUUGCCUCGAAUAUGCUGCUACUUA
Messenger RNA from Drosophila sechellia, 973 nucleotides. RefSeq names its product sugar transporter SWEET1 (gene slv). The coding region runs from base 109 to 789 and encodes 226 amino acids. The transcript has 5 exons. Lineage: Eukaryota; Metazoa; Arthropoda; Insecta; Diptera; Drosophilidae. Gene Ontology annotation, cellular component: membrane. The record is from RefSeq and is a predicted model, not a curated record. Gene Ontology annotation, biological process: carbohydrate transport. Gene Ontology annotation, molecular function: sugar transmembrane transporter activity.